Molecule: messenger RNA, 423 nt
Organism: Purpureocillium lilacinum
Lineage: Eukaryota; Fungi; Ascomycota; Sordariomycetes; Hypocreales; Ophiocordycipitaceae
Source: RefSeq, a predicted model, not a curated record
AUGACCGACGCAGAGCUCGACCGCGACUGGCAGCCCAAUGGCCGCCGGCCCCAGUCCACCAUUGCCCGCUCCUUUUCCCAGGAGCUGAUGGACAUCUUUCGCAUUGAGAACUCUCUGACGGAUCUGGAUCAGCAAGUCGAUGCGAGGAGGCAAAAUGUCGGCAAGAACACCCAGGAGCUCGCCGAUCUCGAAGCUCGCAUUCGCGAAAUGGAGGACCGUCUCCGCCGAAACCAGCCCGGCCGCACUGGCAUCCAGGUCAACACCAACCAAACCUCUACCCAGCAGAGGACGGAGACGAUCAACAAGGACGACAGCAAGCCGCGGUCCCGUCCCGGCACGGCCCGCGCCACCCAGCAAGCUCCAAGCUCAGGCAAUAUGCCUCCAACACCAGGGGCUAGCGAAGACGGCAAUGUCGAGUACUGA